This is a messenger RNA of Exserohilum turcica Et28A, 3417 nucleotides long. RefSeq lists its product as uncharacterized. Gene Ontology annotation, molecular function: nucleic acid binding; RNA helicase activity; ATP binding. NCBI's taxonomy places the organism in Eukaryota, Fungi, Ascomycota, Dothideomycetes, Pleosporales, Pleosporaceae. The coding region runs from base 1 to 3417 and encodes 1138 amino acids. The transcript is spliced from 3 exons. Gene Ontology annotation, biological process: mRNA splicing, via spliceosome. The record is from RefSeq and is a predicted model, not a curated record. Gene Ontology annotation, cellular component: nucleus.
AUGGCGACGCGCCACGCUGAUUCCUCAAGGUACGAUGACCGGGAUCGUCGUCGCUACAGCCCGCGCCGCGACAGAUCCAGAGAUAGAGACAGAGACAGAGACCGACGGGGAGACCGCUAUGGGGGAGAGAGCCGCUUCAGAGAUGACCGUGACCGCCGAGACCGUCGCGAUCGCGACCGUGACCGCGACCGCGAGCCCUACUACCGCCGCUCGCGCUCUCCUCCUCGCCGCCGGGAUCGAUCCAGAGACCGCGGAGACCGCUACACCAGACGAGACCGCGACGAUGAUAGGGACAGGCGUCGCCGCUCCACCUCACGCCGACCUGGAUCGCGCUCGUCAAUCACCCCUGCGCCAGACAGUCGGCGUGACCGGGUAGAUGCUGCCCCGCGCGACGACAGAAAGAAGGACCCCGAAACACAGGCCAAAGACAAGCUCGCCGAACGCGCAGCCAAGCUGGCCGAAUGGAAGAAGCGCAACGCUGAGCGCCUCAGCAAAGAGAAGACGGACACGCCCGGCUCUGGUGCCUCGCCAGCUGGCACUGCGCCCGCAACGCCCUCUGCUGCCACCGCGACGCCGCCGCCCCCGGCUUCAGCAAGUGAGAACAAGCUUGACACUGCUAAGACCAAAGUUCCGCAGAAGAGUGCUACUGAAAAACUCAAGCAGAAGCAGCCCGAGAAGUCUACCUUCAGGCUGGACGCUUCUGCUGCAGCCCGCCCGUUGGAUAUGGCUAAGCCGGCUGGCAAGACAGUCACUACCGCCAGCAACCCUGCUACAGCCAAGGGCAACGGCAACAUUGGCUCUUUCGGCCUCAAGGCCAAGACGGCCGCCGAAGCGGAGGCUGAGACCUCGAGGAAAGCGUUCCUUGACGAAGAAGGCCCAACUCGCAAGCGCAAGCUCCAGGCUCUCCCCGAGUUCACCGCCAACGAUGAGCCUGAACCCGAGGCUGACGGUGCCGACGACGACGACGCUGCCAUGAGCGGCAUCGCAAGUGACGACGAAGAGAACAAUGCGGAGCUCCAGGCUCGCCUCGAGAAGCGCCGCGCUGACAUCGCCAACGAGAACAACCAAGACGCUACCAUGGAAGAAGCACCUGCCGUCCAAGUCCCCGCCGCCGACAAGAUGGACGUUGACGAAAAUGCAGGCGCCCAAGAAGACGAGAUUGACCCGCUCGAUGCCUUCAUGGCCGAUCUAACCGAACCGCAACCCAGCCGCGGUGCGCCUGCGGGCGAGGCCUUGUUCGCCGAUGACCUUGAGCCUGUCGAGACUUCUGUAGAAGCGCAAGACCUUCUCGAACUCCGCGCCGCCAAGAAGAAAAGGAAGGAGGUUGCAACGGUCGACCAUGAUAAAGUUGAGUACGAGCCGUUCAGAAAACAGUUUUACACUGAGCCACUCGAGGUUUCUCAGAUGACGCCAGAAGAAGUCGCCGAUCUCCGACAUGAGCUCGACGGUAUCAAAGUGAAACCAGAUGAUGUGCCCCGUCCUGUCACAAAAUGGGCUCAAAUGGGCCUGCUGCAAGCAACCAUGGAUGUUUUCGCCCGCGUAGGCUACAAGCAGCCCACUUCGAUCCAAGCACAAGCCGGUCCCAUUUCUCUUUCAGGACGAGACCUUAUCGGAGUCGCAAAGACUGGCUCCGGAAAGACGCUCGCAUUUGGUAUUCCCAUGAUUCGUCACAUUCUUGAUCAACGCCCGCUGAAGCCAGCUGAUGGGCCCAUUGGACUGAUUCUCGCCCCGACCCGAGAACUGUCACUACAAAUUGUCACUGAGCUCAAGCCGUUCCUCUCAGCUUCUGGUAUCACUAUCAAAUGCGCUUACGGUGGCCAGCCCAUCUCUGACCAAAUUGCUAUGAUCAAGCGUGGUGGUAUACACAUUCUGUGUGGUACACCUGGUCGUCUAAUUGACUUGAUGACUGCGAAUCAGGGACGUGUGCUCUCUUUUAGGCGCAUCACCUAUGUCGUUCUCGAUGAAGCUGACCGCAUGUUCGACAUGGGCUUUGAGCCGCAAGUCAUGAAAAUCCUUGCCAAUGUUCGUCCGGAUCGUCAAACUGUGCUCUUCUCUGCAACCAUGCCAAAGAACAUGGUGGCAUUGGCUCGUAAGGCCCUGAAUAACCCGGCAGAAGUGACUAUCGGCGGUAGAUCGAAAGUGGCUCCUGAGAUUACGCAAAUCAUCUCCAUUGUUCCGAACAGCUAUGAGAAGAAGAUUAACAAGCUACUACUGCAUCUUGGACAGCUCUUUUCUGAAGACGAGAAUGCCCAGGUAUUGAUUUUCACUGAGCGACAGGAGACUGCCGAAGAUUUGUUAUCAAAGCUCUACAAGGCCAAGUAUUUCUCUGUGAAUACCAUUCAUGGAGCUAAAGACCAAACAGAUCGUAACGAAGCGAUCAGUGACUUCAAGCAAGGUAUUCUCUCGAUUCUCAUUGCUACCUCAGUAGCAGCACGCGGUCUUGAUGUUCCCGGACUAGCACUUGUGUUGAACUUUGACUGCCCUACUCACUUGGAAGACUAUGUUCACAGAUGUGGUCGUACUGGCCGUGCAGGUAACAAAGGCACAGCCAUCACACUCAUCGAAAACCCUGGCCAAGAGCGCUUCGCCAUUCACGUUGUCAAGGCAUUGAAGGAGAGUGGUGCCGAAGUUCCCGAGAAGCUUCAGGAAAUGGCAGACACCUUCCAUGAAAAGGCCAAGGCAGGAACUGAGAAGUACUACGGUGGCUUUGGUGGCAAAGGUCUGGACAGACUUGACGCAACUCGUGCCCUUGAGAAAAAGCGUGAGAAGCGUCAGCUUCGACUCGAGGGUAUUGAGAACAGUGACGACGAGGAAGAGGUUGUACCGAUCGUCAAGAAGCCAGAGGUUGCUGGCCCAGGUGCUGCUAAGGUUGCCGACGGAGCUGCCGCAGCAGCUGAACCAGAAGACCAACCACACUGGAUGAAGCUUCUGAACAGCAAGAUUGUCGUCAACAAGACGGAGCGACCCGAAGCCGCCGCCUCUGGCAAGCCAAUGAGUGCAAGAGAAAGGGCCAUGGCUGCCGCCUCCAAGGUUGACGGCAGGCUGAGCAAGAAGGGCAUGAUCCACGCAGGCCAGCCCAUUGACAACAAGGGCCCUGAUGCUGGUCUUUAUCACUCCACGAUUGAGAUCAACGACUUCCCGCAAAAGGCUCGAUGGGCGGUCACGAAUCGUACCAACGUGGCCAAGAUUCUGGACCAGACCGGUGUAUCCAUCACAACCAAGGGCAACUUCUACCCGCCUGGCAAGUCGCCCGGUGAGAAUGAUCUGCCCAAGUUGUACAUUCUUGUUGAGGGUGACACUGAAAACAUUGUCACUCAGGCAAUGAUGGAGCUUACGCGCCUCUUGCGCGAGGGCACCAUUGCAGCCGAAGACGCGUCCUCGAGCCGCACAGCGACUGGAAGAUAUUCUGUCGUUUAA